Messenger RNA from Cooperia oncophora, 732 nucleotides. The record is from the annotation of a GenBank genome assembly. Lineage: Eukaryota; Metazoa; Nematoda; Chromadorea; Rhabditida; Trichostrongylidae.
UUGUUUUUCAGGACGUAUUUCUACGAGGGAGAAGAAGUAUGUGACCGGAAUCGCGACAUUUUCAAAGAGACCGUCGAUGCCGUGGCCAAGGUGACUCAGGGCGAAGGCUUCGCCGCCAUAAAGGUUACCGCUCUAGGGAGGCCGACGCUAUUGUUGAAACUUUCAGAAUCAAUUGCUCAAACCCACAACUUUUUCAAAACAUUGACCGGUACGCAGAAGAUUCAGUUCUCUCGUCUCAGUGAGGAAGAUCUCGUCAAAAAGCUUCAAGCGAGUCUCUUCAAAAAUAUGGUUCGUCGCCUGAUCGACAUUGCCGAGCACUCUAUCAAUAAAGGAUCGUUCAUUCAUUUUAGGUACAACCGAGAGCGUGGAAACAUUUUUAACACGUAUCAGGCCUAUCUUCGAAAUGCGUUGGAUUGCUUGGAAUGUGACAUGCAGCUGGCAGAAAGAGAGAAGGAUGGCAUUUUCGUUUUGAAGCUCGAGCGGAAACGAGCAGCCACUAUCGGCUACCCGGAUCCUAUCAAUCCAGACUUUGAGGCGACUACAAACAUGUACCACGCUUGUUUGAAACGAGUAGCUGAAGAGAAUGUGCGUCGCGGAAAAGGCGCCGUUUCCGUCAUGAUUGCCAGUCACAACGAGGACAGUGUCAGAUUUGCUGUCAACCUCAUGAAGGACCAUGGAAUCGCUCCUAGCGAAAGAAUUAUGUGCUUCGCACAACUCUAUGGAAUGUGUGAU